This is a messenger RNA of Monascus purpureus, 1137 nucleotides long. The record is from the annotation of a GenBank genome assembly. NCBI's taxonomy places the organism in Eukaryota, Fungi, Ascomycota, Eurotiomycetes, Eurotiales, Aspergillaceae.
AUGUCGCCGGUUCCACUCACUUCCACCGCCGACAUUGCUGCUGUCGCACAGCUAGUUGAACCACCCCAGAUCCCCCCGCACCGCUCGCACGAUCCUUCCAACAACCUCAAACGCAGCGACCCUUUCCAAUUCGGCUCCCGUUACCUCGAGCAAGGCGACGACGUCUUUGAGUUUAAUGCCUGGGACCAUGUAGAACCCGAUGAGGAAUACAAGAACUACGCCGAACUCCAGUACGCAAAGCAGCGCGAAGCACCCGUCUCGGAUUUCGACAAACACCGCUUCAACUCCGACCCGGCCAAAUGGUGGAACUUAUUCUACAAGAACAACACGGCUAAUUUCUUCAAGGACCGCAAGUGGCUGCGCCAGGAGUUCCCCAUUUUGGAAGAGGUAACUCAGAAGGAUGCGGGGAAGAAGGUUGUUCUCGAAGUGGGCGCCGGAGCGGGCAAUACGGCCUUUCCGUUGCUGGUGAAUAAUGAGAACGACCAACUGAUGAUUCACGCGUGUGACUUUUCCAAGGUUGCUGUUAAUGUUAUGCGCGAAAGCGAGCACUACAACCCCGAGCACAUUGUGGCGGACGUAUGGGAUGUCACUGCUGAGGGUGAUGGCUCUCUUCCACCAGGUCUCACUGAGGGCUCGGUGGACGUCGUCAUCCUUAUUUUUAUCUUCUCCGCCCUCGCGCCUAGUCAAUGGAACCAAGCUUUGCACAACGUCUACCGCGUCUUGAAACCGGGGGGCCGGGUUCUGUUCCGUGAUUAUGGCAGGGGAGACCUUGCUCAGGUGCGAUUCAAGAAGGGCAGAUACUUGGAUGAAAACUUCUACGUUCGAGGCGACGGGACGCGGGUGUACUUUUUUGAUAGGGAUGAACUCGUUCACAUGUGGAGCAAGUGGACGCCGGAGAAGGGUUUGCAGUUUGAAAGCAAAGAGACGGGAGCAAACAAUGGCGAGGAAUCUGCUAAGCUUACAGCCGCCGAAAAAGACACCGAUGGUGUCUUUGAGAUCCUUAAUCUGGGCAUCGAUCGCCGCUUGGUGGUUAAUCGACAGAUGAAGCUGAAAAUGUACCGCUGCUGGAUGCAAGGGCAUAUGAGAAAACGGGAUGACAGAUCCGCAACUGUUAAGGAUGAGAAGAGCGAGUCGUGA